Caenorhabditis briggsae is the source of this 795-nucleotide messenger RNA. The record is from RefSeq and is a predicted model, not a curated record. Gene Ontology annotation, biological process: carbohydrate metabolic process. NCBI's taxonomy places the organism in Eukaryota, Metazoa, Nematoda, Chromadorea, Rhabditida, Rhabditidae. Bases 1 to 795 code for a protein of 264 amino acids. Gene Ontology annotation, molecular function: galactoside 2-alpha-L-fucosyltransferase activity. The transcript has 6 exons. Gene Ontology annotation, cellular component: membrane.
AUGAAAACGAGUGUUUUUCAUCAAUCCGGAAACGAAGCGUCAUUAGAAAAUUGUCCAUGGCCAGUUGCAGAACUGGAAAAUGUGAUAACUGAUGUGGAAGCUCUAGAAGAUUCCGGAAAGAAAUAUAUUUACUCGGAUUUGGGAUACAGUCAUGGCCUCGGAAAUCUAAUGUUCCAAAUCGCGGGUCUCUAUUCAAUUGCUCAGGAAUCUGGAGCAAUUCUUCUGAUUCCAAUUUCAACUUCUCUGCGAAGAGCAUUCGAUUUUCAGACUAAUUUCAGUGAUUUUAUACAGUUUGUAGAUCCACAAGUAACAAAGAGGCUAUCCAACGAUUUGGAAGCAACAAAAAUUACAAUGACUGUCGAUGAAUUUCUAGAAAACGUCGGAAUAUCGCUGACUGUGCGAAGUGCUCGGAUGAUUGAGACAAACGUAGCGAAUGAUGAUCAAGCAUUCGAAAUGCCAGAAGAGGAUGCAUUUGCCAAAACAAUGAUCGUCGGAGUCCACAUUCGACACGGAAUGGACAUUUCAAUGAAUUCGCGAAACCGAAAACAUGGUCAUGUGGACACUCCCAUCGAGUAUUACCGGCGAGCGAUUCAGCAGAUUUCAGGAAUUUAUGAUAAUGUCGCCUUUGUAAUCUGCUCAGAUGACGUGGCAUGGGCCAGAAGAAACUUGAAACUUGGAAAAGAGACCGCCCACUUCUACUGCCCUGGACCUCGAGAAGUCGAUAUGGCAAUCUUAUCAUCGUGUGAUAGUGUGAUAAUGUCAACUGGAACUUUCGGAUGGUGGAGCCCUACUUGA